Cordyceps militaris CM01 is the source of this 1284-nucleotide messenger RNA. RefSeq names its product PHD transcription factor, putative. Lineage: Eukaryota; Fungi; Ascomycota; Sordariomycetes; Hypocreales; Cordycipitaceae. The transcript is spliced from 2 exons. Bases 1 to 1284 code for a protein of 427 amino acids. The record is from RefSeq and is a predicted model, not a curated record. Gene Ontology annotation, cellular component: Set1C/COMPASS complex. Gene Ontology annotation, biological process: positive regulation of DNA-templated transcription.
AUGAUGGAUUCCCUGUACUCGGACGAUUCGCGCUUCGAGGUCGACGUUUUCAUCAAGAAUGAAUCCGCCGCCGCCUCACCCCGCGCCGCUUCCUCUACGCCCAUUCCGUCUACCGAGACGGCUGACCUCACGCCAUCGUCGACGCGCGCGUCGCCCCCUAAAAAAAAGGGCACCGCUGCCACCGUCAAAAAGAUCCCCAAGCGGCCCAAGUCGACGCUUCCCAGGAAACCCAAGAAGCCCAAGAAUGGGGGCGGCGCCGCCGCCGCAGACGACGGCUCCGGUGGCGACAAUGACUCGGACAACGGCCCGUACUGUCUGUGUCAGGGGCCCGACGACCACCGCUGGAUGAUCUGCUGCGAGGGGUGCGACGACUGGUUCCACGGCGAGUGUAUCAACCUGGUCAAGGAGGUCGGGGAGAACCUCAUCGAGAAGUUCAUCUGCCCGCGCUGCACCAACAAGCAUCUGCGGUCCAUCUACAAGAGAAGCUGCAGCAUGGGCGCCUGCAAAAAGGCCGCGCGCCUCAGCCAGUCCCCGCCGAGCUACUUUUGCUCCCCUGAGCACGCGCAGGCCUGGUGGGAGCGCCUCGUCGGCCGGCUGCCCAAGGCAGCCAAGGGCGGCAGCGGCAGCGGCGUUGUGACGGACCACCUUUCCCAGGACGAGUUCAUGGCGCUCCUGUCUAGCGGACUGGCGACUGUGGACGAGCAUGGACACUGGGCCAUGACUUCUUCGCCCUUUGCCGCCAGCAACGGGAAAGGAAUCAUCACAGAUGACAGCACAGACUCCAUCCUCAGCGAGGAGGAGAGAAGCUACGUCGAGCAGGCCGCGCACACGCGACGGCAGCUCGAGGCCGAGACGCUGCUGUGCGACAAGAUGCUCGCGCUUAUUGAGCGCGCGCAGGAGCGGCGGCGCGCCGCCGUGGCCGCGGGCCGCUUCGGCGACGACAUGUGCGGUUACGACCAGCGCCUCGACACCAUCUCGGCGCGCGACGCCUUUGCCGCCUACGCGGCGUCACCCGAGGGCGAGGCGGCCCUGGCCACGGGCGGCCGCCUCGACGACCCGCUCGGUGACGGUGAUGCCGCCCGCGGCAUGUGCGAGCGCAAGCGCUGCAAGACGCACAGCGGCUGGCAAAAGGCCCUCGCUCUCGGCAUACGUCACCAGAUCCGCGAAAUGGCCGCCCAGUCCGAGAUCGAGGCUGCUGAGGAGCGCUUCGUCCGUGAGGCGGCUGCGGAGCGCUGGAAGCGGAAGCAAUCGGAGAAGAACUGGGUUGAGGUCCUCGAGGGCUGA